Messenger RNA from Pyrus x bretschneideri (Chinese white pear), 2285 nucleotides. RefSeq lists its product as uncharacterized. The transcript has 2 exons. The coding region runs from base 281 to 1975 and encodes 564 amino acids. NCBI's taxonomy places the organism in Eukaryota, Viridiplantae, Streptophyta, Magnoliopsida, Rosales, Rosaceae. The record is from RefSeq and is a predicted model, not a curated record.
CCAAGCCAACCUCCAUCAGCUCCUGCCUUUUCCCCUCUCUCUAAAGCUUCCUCUGAAUUCACUCAACCUCUUUUUCUUUUCUUUUCAACUCUCUCUCUCUCUCUCUCUCUCUCUCUUCUCAAGUCCCAAGUGUAGAGAGAGAAAUAAAGAAAGAAAGCUAUUUCCUUUCUCUCUCUAAAAUAUUUCGGAAACAUGGAUGCAGAGAGAAACUUGAGAGGGUGAGUGAAAAGCAGAAAUCUUGGAAGUGCUUUUGUGGGUUUUUGAAUUUGAGAGAGUGAAGAUGUUGGGUUGUGAGUGUUGGUGGUGGAGCGGCAGUGAGUACCAAUUGUAUGAUUACUCAGAGCCACAGCCCUUCUCUCUGCCUUCACCUCUUCCACACUGGCCUCAAGGCGAAGGAUUUGCUACUGGAAGAAUACGCCUCGGAGAAAUUGAAGUUAGCCAAAUAACCAAGUUUGAGAGCAUCUGGAGCUGCAAUCUGUUGCGUGGAAAAUCAAAGGGUGUCACAUUUUAUAGACCUGCAGGGAUCCCUGAUGGCUUCUUUUGCCUCGGUUACUACUGCCAGCCCAAUGACCAGCCAUUGCAAGGGUAUGUUCUUGUGGCUCGUGAAACAGUUGCCAGAAGGGCGGAAGAUGGUUGUACCCCGGACUCAGCAUUAGAGUUACCAGCUUUAGAAAAACCGGUUAACUACUCGUUAGUCUGCAAUGCAGAUUUAAGUGAAAAUGGUUGUGGUUAUAUUUGGUUGCCAAACCCACCUGUUGGUUAUAAGGCCAUGGGUUUUGUGGUCACUGACAUGCCUGAGGAACCCAGCCCCGAAGAAGUUAGAUGCGUACGAGAAGAUCUUACAGAGACUUGUGAAACAAGUGAUCGGAUACUUGCAAUGGAUUCAAAAUUUGAGGUGUGGAAUACACGACCCUGCAAACGGGGUAUGUUUUGCACUGGUGUUCCGGUGGGUACAUUCUUUUGCAGUACCUACUUGGAUUCUAAUGAAGAGCUACAAGUUUCUUGCUUGAAGAAUUUUGAUUCGUCCUUGCACGCAAUGCCAAAUCUGAACCAGAUUCAUUCGCUAAUUGAGCACUACGGUCCCACAGUGUUCUUCCAUCCUAAUGAGGUUUAUAUGCCAUCUUCGGUACAAUGGUUUUUCAAAAAUGGGGCACUUUUGUACCGGGAAGACACUGGGAAUGGUGAACCGAUUGAUCACAGAGGCUCCAAUUUGCCUGGUGGAGGGGAAAAUGACAGUGAUUUUUGGAUAGAUUUGCCAAAUGACGAUGAAGUUAAAAAUCUUAUCAAGGCUGGAAACAUAGACAGCGCGGAGCUAUACGUUCAUGUAAAACCAGCACUGGGAGGAACUUUUACAGAUAUUGCCAUGUGGGUGUUCUGCCCCUUCAACGGACCAUCCGCCAUUAAAAUUGGUUUGGUAAGUUUUGCAUUGAACAAGAUAGGCGAACAUGUCGGUGACUGGGAGCACUUCACUCUCCGAGUGAACAACUUCACCGGAGAACUCUGGCAAGUGUACUUCUCAGAGCACAGCGGUGGCAGAUGGGUGGAUGCUUUUGACUUGGAGUUCAUUGAAGGCAAUAAGCCGAUUGUGUAUUCUUCAAAACACGGUCAUAGCAGUUACGCUCAUCCCGGGACUUACCUCCAGGGUUCAUCGAAGUUUGACAUAGGGGUAAGGAAUGACGCUGCUCGGAGCAAGUUUUUCAUUGAUUCGAGCACCAAGUAUCAAAUUGUCGCGGCCGAGUACCUUGGCAAAGGCGUUAUAUCCGAACCAUGUUGGUUGCAGUAUAUGCGAGACUGGGGUCCGACCAUUGUGUAUGAUGGACGAGAGGAACUAGAUAAGUUGAUUGAUCGUCUUCCGUUCUUUGUUCGAUUCUCGGUCGAGAACUUAAUCGAGUUGUUUCCUACGCAACUCUACGGGGAGGAAGGACCAACUGGCCCUAAGGAGAAGGACAAUUGGUUAGGAGAUGAAAGAUGCUAGCUCUCCAAGCAAAAUUGUCAUCUUAACUACUUUUGUGUGAAACAACGUUGUAAACAAAUUUCUUGUGUAACAAGCAAUAGCGUGAGGCGGGAAGUAACGCCGCCCUACUACGAAAGGUUUGUUCCAUUAGUCGAACCAUGCCAGAUGUAUUUAUUAUCAUCGGAAAAAAAAGUCCGGUAGGGACCCCGAAAAUCUCUUCCGGGAGGGGUGAAGGAACUCGAUCGGCUAUUUACAAAGGGCGUUGUACGGAAUUCCAAUUUCCAUGUCAAACGAGUUAAAACAAAUGGCAUUGACCACUGCUUAAAGUUUA